This is a messenger RNA of Fonsecaea nubica, 1548 nucleotides long. RefSeq lists its product as hypothetical. Gene Ontology annotation, molecular function: RNA polymerase II C-terminal domain binding. Gene Ontology annotation, cellular component: RNA polymerase II, holoenzyme. Bases 1 to 1548 code for a protein of 515 amino acids. The transcript has 2 exons. The record is from RefSeq and is a predicted model, not a curated record. Lineage: Eukaryota; Fungi; Ascomycota; Eurotiomycetes; Chaetothyriales; Herpotrichiellaceae. Gene Ontology annotation, biological process: mRNA 3'-end processing.
AUGUCGUACACCGACGAGGCCCUCAAGGCCAAGCUCUCGACGCUCAACGAGACACAAGAUAGUAUUGUCUCCGUUUCACAAUGGAUCAUGUUUCAUAAGAGACAUGCAGAUCGCAUCGCAAACUACUGGCUCACCCGUCUCCGCGAUUCACCGCCAGCGAAACGCCUCAACUUCAUCUACUUGGUCAACGACAUCGUCCAAAACGCGCGAGCCCGGAAGCGUUCUGAAUUUCCGGAUGCCUUUUCACCUUUGAUGCCAGAGGCCAUCCAGACCGCUUAUCGCUCUUCACCACCUGAGAUUCAAGGCAAGAUCCGGCGUGUGGUUGAAGUAUGGCGAACACGGAAUGUGUUUGAGGUCCCGAUCUUGGAUGCCAUCGACGCACGAGUCGACGAAGUCGACAAAUCAAAGGGAUCCGGGGGCAAGAAGACCCUCAUGGGCAACUCACUCUUUGGCUCAACUUCCUCUUCAGGCGCCAUGCCAAAGGAACUGGAAAGUCUGGCGCCAUUGCAAAUCGCCGUGACCAAGGAGACCAUCUCCGCCAGACCCGCCAUCGACAACGCACAGAACGAGUACACCAAACUCAAUGAUCCGGAAGCAGUGCUACCGAGCCCCCCUGUCCAUGCCGCACGGCUGUCAAGCCUGAUCAAGUCCCUUGCGGCGGCUGAAUCGUCUGUGUCAGCGAGUAUCAAGGCCAGAAAGGCGCUGAUCGCAGAUCUUGAACGAAUCCUGGAAAUCAACAAGACGGCUUUGGCGAAGGAUGAGGAGACGUACCUGACGCUGGAAAGUCGGAAGACUAGCACCGAAGCCAAGAAGAGAGAGGUCGAAGAUGCCAUUAUUCGUGGACUAUCUUCAGCCGAGGUAGCAUCAUCUGAACAUUUCGGUGGCACCGGCACGGGGGGUGCGUCAGCUGGCAACGAUGCCGCACUCAACGACGUUGGUGGAAACAACCUCAGUGGCGAAACCGCAGCGAGUCACUUCCUCUCCGAACGCCCAGAAAUCGAAGAACUUACUGAUGACGAGGGUGACUUUAUGCCCCAUGGUAUGUUCGAUCAACCUCCCCCCAGCACUGCACAGUGGGAUCAAUCAGCUGCUGCGCCUGCCGCCCCUGCAUCUCCGGACCUAGCAAGUUUUCGACCCAACAACCCCGCCGUUGCAGCAGCCCUGGCUGAUUUCUCCGGUAUCGCCGCGACGCCGACACCGGACUAUACGGCGUUUCUACCCGGCAGCCACACGAACGCGCCAGCGAUGCCGCGCGUCCGCUCGGCAAGUGGUGGGCAGGGCGUCAACGGGUUCGGAGCCAAAAGGCGGAAAAUAUCUCACGGUGGCGACGAACAGGUUCCUGAUCUGGGCGAAAUGGGGAUGGAAGAAUUCGGACAACCGCAAGGCCACGAUCAGGGCACAGGCGCUUUCGGUGGUACCCUCCCGGGGCUAGGAGCACCGCAGGCAAGUCCCCGAGGCGACGAUCUCCUGAAGAAUCUAGACGAGGACGUGGAUGAACUGCUGAGGCAAGAGGCCGCUCGAGGCCAGAAUCAAGUGCCGGGACUUUAA